UGAGCACAGACCGGGGCCUCCCCUGGGGAAGGGGGUGGGAAGACUCUGAGGUGGAAAAGACGGAGCUGGAUGGGGGGGUGCAGCGAGCCUGGCUUGGGCUGGGGGCGGACUUGCUGGAGCUCCGAGGGCUUCCAAACCACGCAUCGCCCAGGUGGAGGGAGGGAGGCUCUGGUUUAGAGGCCAGUCCUGCCCGCCUGACUUUCGGUGGCUUGUGGAAUUUGUUUGUUUUGACUGAUACCUUUCUUAAGAGGUUCUUUUCUUUGUCUCUGGGUUGCUUCUAAUAUUUAAAAUCAACAUGUGCACAGAUGAGUCCAUCCAUGAUCACUGGAAACGGUCCACGGGGCUGCUGUCUCCCCUCUAUCUCAAGCGCGACCCGCGGCAGAGAGCUGGAGAAGGUUCCAGAAAAAAGGGACUCUGGCAUGACCGAGGUGGAGAGGACCUACACACCACUGCUGACUUGGAUCAGAAACCCUCCUCCUCACAUUCUGGUCACUCCUCGGAAAUGUCAUUGCCUCAAGUCCAAAAGGAUAAGUAUCCUGAGGAAUUCAGCCUGCUUAAGUUGCAGACAAAAGAUGGGCAUCGUCCUGAGUGGACGUUUUACCCGAGGUUUAGCAGCAACAUCCACACUUACCAUGUCGGAAAGCAGUGCUUCUUUAAUGGAGUCUUCCUCGGCAACAAGAGGUCUCUAUCAGAGAGGACGGUGGACAAGUGCUUUGGGAAAAAGAAAUACGAUAUUGAUCCCAGGAACGGAAUCCCAAAGUUAACUCCAGGGGAUAAUCCAUAUAUGUACCCAGAACAGAGUAAAGGCUUCCACAAAGCAGGAUCAACGCUCCCACCAGUGAAUUUUUCAGUAGCACCUUAUGAAAAGAAAUUUGAUACAUUUAUUCCACUUGAGCCUCUUCCACAAAUUCCCAACUUGCCCUUCUGGGUGAAGGAGAAGGCCAACAGUUUGAAGAAUGAGAUACAAGAGGUUGAGGAGCUCAACAACUGGCAGCCAGCAGUGCCCUUAAUUCUGCUCCUUCCUGGUGCUUUGGACUUUCCAAGACAAUCCUGAGCAUACACAGGCCCACAAAACAUGUGCUGACUGCACUCUGGCGAGCCUUUUCCAGUUGAUGGUUUUUCUCAUGUGACUGUUCUAAAUUCAAUGUUUGACCCUUAUGAGGAAGUGUUGUGCUUUGCUUUUUUAAAACUUUAUAUUUUGAAAACUUUCACAUUUACAGAAAAAUUGCAAGAAUUGUACAACAAACACCUGCAUAUCCUUCACAUAGAUUCUAUCAAUGUUAACAUUUGUUCAAACUUUCUCUCUCUCACAAUAUUACAAUUACCAUUUUGCUGAACUCUUUGAGAGUGAGUGGCAGAUAUUGUAAUGCUUUACACCUGUAUACCAACAUACCUCAGCAUGUAUCUCCUAAGGUCAAGGAUGUUGUCUAACAAGCACAACACAAAUAUCAAACUCAUGGAAUUUAAUACUGAUAAAAUAUUAUUAAUAUUUAGUCCACAUUCA
This is a messenger RNA of Macaca mulatta (Rhesus monkey), 1504 nucleotides long. Lineage: Eukaryota; Metazoa; Chordata; Mammalia; Primates; Cercopithecidae. The record is from RefSeq and is a predicted model, not a curated record.